Messenger RNA from Mesocricetus auratus (golden hamster), 3643 nucleotides. It is a transcript of the gene Gpr83, whose product is annotated as G protein-coupled receptor 83. Gene Ontology annotation, molecular function: neuropeptide Y receptor activity. Lineage: Eukaryota; Metazoa; Chordata; Mammalia; Rodentia; Cricetidae. Gene Ontology annotation, biological process: neuropeptide signaling pathway. The transcript is spliced from 4 exons. Gene Ontology annotation, cellular component: membrane. Bases 407 to 1672 code for a protein of 421 amino acids. The record is from RefSeq and is a predicted model, not a curated record.
UCACGGGAGCGAAGAGACGCUGCACAGCCCUAUAGGCGGAGGCGCGCUGGCCGCUGCGGGAGCAGAGGUAUAAAAGUGCUGUGAGAACGGGGCGAGCGCCACCGCGGGCUGGGGUGACAGAGGCGGGUGGCAGUCCCGCGCGAUCCUGAGCCUCUCUGCAUUCCGGAGUUCCCUCUGCGGUCCAGACUCCCCGCGGAUCUCCGUUGCCUCUCCAGUAGGGACCCAGCGUGGGCCAGGUCCCUCAGAGGUCGGGGCUUCCUCUGGGCUCCGCGCCCCUCAUCCCUCCUUCCUUCUGCCUGGCGAACCCCUGUAGACCGGUGCGCGGAGCGCCUGGCGCCCAGCCCUCGCGCACCGAUCCCGGCGGGGAGUCUGGCCCUUGUGCCCAGAGCCACAGUGGCUGGGCGUGAUGGUCCCUCCUGUCCUGCUGCUCUUUCUCCUGUCCUCGGUGCGAGGCACUGAGCAGCCGCAGGUCGGCACUGAGCAUCCCAGCAUGGAGGCAUCCCUGACCGGGUCCAAUGCCUCACACUUCUGGACCAACUACACUUUCUCCGACUGGCAGAACUUCGUGGGCAGGCGACGCUACGGGGCCGAGUCUCAGAACCCCACGGUGAAGGCCCUGCUCAUCGUGGCCUACUCUUUCAUCAUCGUCUUCUCGCUCUUCGGCAAUGUGCUAGUCUGUCAUGUCAUCUUCAAGAACCAGCGCAUGCACUCUGCCACCAGCCUCUUCAUCGUCAACCUGGCCGUGGCAGACAUCAUGAUCACGUUGCUCAACACACCAUUCACUUUGGUCCGCUUUGUGAACAGCACAUGGGUGUUUGGGAAGGGAAUGUGCCACGUGAGCCGCUUUGCCCAGUACUGCUCUCUACAUGUCUCAGCUCUGACGCUGACAGCCAUCGCUGUAGACCGUCACCAGGUCAUCAUGCACCCCUUGAAGCCUCGGAUCUCCAUCACCAAGGGCGUCAUCUAUAUUGCUGUCAUCUGGGUCAUGGCCACGUUCUUCUCGCUGCCACAUGCCAUCUGCCAGAAACUGUUUACCUUCAAGUACAGCGAGGACGUUGUGCGCUCCCUCUGCCUGCCAGACUUCCCAGAGCCGGCUGACCUCUUCUGGAAGUACCUGGACCUGGCCACCUUCAUCCUGCUCUACCUGCUUCCACUCUUCAUCAUCUCCGUGGCCUACGCCCGUGUGGCCAAGAAGCUGUGGCUGUGUAACACCAUUGGCGACGUGACCACCGCGCAGUACCUCGCCCUGCGGCGCAAGAAGAAGACCACCGUGAAGAUGCUGGUGCUUGUGGUCGUCCUCUUUGCCCUCUGCUGGUUUCCCCUCAACUGCUACGUCCUCCUCCUGUCCAGCAAGGCCAUCCACACCAACAACGCCCUCUACUUUGCCUUCCACUGGUUCGCCAUGAGCAGUACCUGCUACAACCCCUUCAUCUACUGCUGGCUCAACGAGAACUUCCGGGUUGAGCUAAAGGCAUUACUGAGCAUGUGCCGAAGGGCGCCCAAGCCUCGGGAAGACAGGCUGCCCUCCCCAGUUCCUUCCUUCAGGGUGGCUUGGACAGAGAAGAGCCAUGGUCGGAAGGCUCCAACAGCCAGUCGCCACAUGCCCUCUUCCCAGGUCCAGUCUGGGAAGACAGAUCUGUCCUCUGUGGAGCCCAUUGUGGCCAUGAGUUAGGGGAAGCAGGAAGAAGUGGGGAGGGCUCUGUCCUCUCGUGAUGGACUGGGUGCUCACAGUGUCAGCGAGUCCCACAGAAGCAGAGAGACUCUUGGGUUCCUAGGAACCUGUCCAGCUUCCUCCCCCCGUGUGAUGUGCAUACCACCUAGAAGAUGCCACAAGGUGUUGUACCAAGAUCUUUGAGCAAGAGCCGUGACAGCCACCUCGGCUCCAACAGAGGCUGGCUCAGUCAACCACCUCCAGCUAUCCAGAACCUGCCACCUUGCCCUUCCAACUGCUGAGCACUCGCAGGGGGACCUGAAUCAUACUUGGUGAUCCAAAUGCCCAGAAAACAGCUUUGCUAGCCGGGAAGAACAGGCACAAAGGCUUUCAGAAGUCAUUGAACCAAGCAUAACCACACAUCUUCAAUGGCUCUGGCUCUCCCCAUCCAUGACCAGACAGGACCCAUUUUGCCUUCUUAAAAUAAAGAGAAAUUAAUUAGUGUUACCACUUUUAAAAGUUCAGAGAAGUGCACAAAUGAAUUAAGAUCAGCCCGAUAGCCCAUCGAUUUGUAAAAAUGCCUGUUAAUGUGCUGUGAAUUUGUCUGUAACUCUGCCCUGUGUGUGUGUGUGUGUGUGUGUGUGUGUGUGUGUGUUUGCACUUUUGAAAUCCUGAACUACACAUGCCCAUUUAGAUCAUAAUAAUUGGCGAGAAGCAGACCACGUCAGGGUACGACUGAACUCCCCCAUGAUGAAUGGGGCCCCUCAGUGCAACUGAAGAGAAGAGAGGAGGGCAAGCUGAAGGCUGCAGCCAACGGUGGGUGGGGCCUGCCCUCUCCUGGAUGAUAGCCAUCAAGAUGAGCAGCAUAGGAGAGCUGGGGGUAGGAUUCCCCCAUGCCCACCACCCCCAGAAAUGAGAGGGGCGAAGUACUGUCCUGUUUUCACGGGCAAUGAGGGGACUUGCUUUCCAGUAAGCUGGAAAUAAUUGUGCUUAGACACCUCAUCUGCCCGAGCUGUCUAGACAGGACAUGUCUCUUUGUUGUCUGAAAGAUGAGAUUUUUUUCACACCAAUUCCUGAAGGAAGAUUCCCCUGUCAACAUCACCUGAGAAAUUCAUGACUCAUUUUCCAAAACCUACGGGCUUCUUAAAGCAACUUUAUUCCCUAAGGGCCCAUUGUUGGAGAAAUCUCAUUCCAGAUAGUUGGUGUUCUCAUCAUCCUGCAUGUGGUCUCAGUGGCCUCCAGCGUCACCUAGAGAGUGCUGUGUCGGGUGGACUGAAUCUACCCCACCCCCCAGGGCCAGAGCAGCCCCUGCAGCUGCUGUGUGUGCUUUGGACUCCCAUCUCAUCACGGAGAGGUCUCCGUGGAGUGGGAAACUGAGUCUGAGGGAGGAGAGGCUCGUCCCAGACUCAUUUAGAACUCUCAGUUGUUAACUGGAGCACAACUUGACUACGUCUACUUCUCUGUAACAAGGGUAGUUUUUAAAUCUAGCUUAUCCACGAGAAGGCUAGAAAAUUUCCAAGAUAAAAUGGAACAGCAGAUUUUUUUUAAUGACUUGAAGAGGGCAGCAGGAGAUUUCUAACUAUAAAGUGGGUUUGGGGGUCACAGCUUCUGCAUUUGCCCCGGUCCCUGUAAUGUCAGCCUGUAGCUGUGAGUUGCAUUUUCUAUGUGGUGGUGGAGAGCUGGGGCACUCACUAGCCUGAGGACAGGCUGCAGAGACUUACCGAGCAUGUGUCUUCCCCUGGGAAUUGUGGGAAAAGCUGCAGUCAUACCUCCCUGAGGGCAGCUAGAGAUAGCACCACACAUCACAGAGUCAGCCUCGGGUCUGGGUCUCCUGCUGGCACCUGUCUGUCCCCUUUCCUGCUUUCCCGUAUGCUUCCAAGCAAACGUGACUAGUAAUCAUGAAUGUGGUCUUUGUGAAGCCCGAGUUUGUCCAAUCUGCUGUAAAGUUGCUUUGUUGUAAAUCACUCUAGGUUCAGUAAAACCUCUACUGUG